Molecule: messenger RNA, 1203 nt
Organism: Scylla paramamosain (green mud crab)
Lineage: Eukaryota; Metazoa; Arthropoda; Malacostraca; Decapoda; Portunidae
Gene: SsRbeta
Product: translocon-associated protein subunit beta-like
Exons: 5
Coding region: 118-708 (196 amino acids)
Cellular component (GO): endoplasmic reticulum; membrane
Source: RefSeq, a predicted model, not a curated record
GUGACAACAAGGCGGCGUGUGGCAGCUGAGAGAGUGUGUGCCUGUCCCUCUCCCUCUCCCUCAGUCACCUGGAAGACACAGAGUAGGGAGUUACCACGUGGGCCUCUUACCCUAUCCAUGAUGCUGGUGCUGCGGUCCCUGGUGGUGGUGGCGGCGGUGGUGGUGGGCGUGCUGGGGGAGGGCACGGAGGGGGAGGAGCGGGCGAGGCUGCUGGCUGCCAAACGUGUCCACAACCUGUACCUGGUGGAGGGACGGGACAUUGUGGUACAGUACUCGGUUCAUAAUGUGGGUCAGGCUGCCGCUGUCAAUGUCCAGCUCACUGACUCUGGCUUCAGCGCCGAGGACUUCGAGAUAGGCGGGGGACAACUGCAGGUGAAGUUUGACCGCAUUGCUCCCAACGCCAAUGUCUCGCAUACAGUUGUAGUGCGUCCCAAGAAAUAUGGAUACUUCAAUUUCACUGCCGCUGAAGUUUCCUACCAACCUUCUGAGGACUCGGCUGAGAUCCAGAUUGGUUACACUUCCGAGCCUGGCGAGGGAGGAAUCAUUGCCUUCAGGGACUACGACAGGAAGUUCUCCCCCCAUGUGUUUGAUUGGCUCAUCUUUGCCCUGCUGAUGAUCCCUGCCCAGCUCGUUCCCUUCAUGAUGUGGUACAACAUUAAGUCCAAGUAUACUGCCGUACAGAGGCCCAAGAAGGGAAAGACUGAGUGAGGCAGCACCUGUACAUGUCUGUGUGUUUGUGUAUCUGUGUGGCUGUGUGGCUGCGUGUGUGAGAGAGAGUAAAGAGUUCAUGAAGGAGAGGAGUGAAUGUUGUGCUGCCAAGGUGCCUCGGUGCAGUGAAGCUUGGGGUUUAGUAAUAAAAUGAAAGAUGUUUUUAUUUAUUCAUGAUUAAUUGUUGUUUUUUUAUUUUAUUUAUUUUUCCUCAGGUUUUCACUCUCAAAAAAGGAUUAAUACUUGUAUUUGAUCUCUGUUUCAUUAUUUCAUUUAGUUACCAUUUUCUUCCCCCUUGACUUGGUACUGUUAUCAAUCUUUGUCUUCUUGGUAAAAAAGAAAAAAUGUCAAGUUUUCCCUUCUAAAUAUUUGUUUCUUAGUUCUGUCCUGGUAUAUGUGUUGUUAUUGUGUGUGUAUGUGUGUGUGUGUGACGGUGCUGUGAGGGUGAAGUGUCAUUUGGGUUAUGUUUUGUAGAAAAAUAAAUAAUUCUACUAA